UCGUCAUGCGGGAAUAUUGUGGUGGUGCUCAGCAGCAGCAGCAGCAGUUUGUUAUGGAAAUGGACAUGGUCGUUUCUAGAUGAAACGAAUCAGUGCGGGAUGAAGGAAACAGCUGGCGGUUAAUUCGCACCAUUCGUUGUGGUCAAGUUCAAAUUAUUAAAAUAUCCUCUACAAACAAAACAAAAGGAGAAACGCGAUGACCUGUGAUAGCAACAGUUAACUAUUGCAAUAACAAAGAAUUUAUUUUGAUUGAUCUGAUUGAUGAUGAGGAACUACAAUUCCACGGGGGGCUCCAGGGAACCCAUCUGGGCAAGGGCCACCCAUGAUCCUGAGGAUCCAAUAAGGAGGUUACACACUGACCGGGUGCAAACUGGAUCCAAUAAUGCGGGUACAGAUGAGGUGUCCUACACACAAAAGGAAAAGAAGGGGCUCAACGUUUUCUCGGCGGCCGUCUUCAUAGCUGGAGAGAUGGCGGGAAGCGGUGUUUUGGCAUUGCCGAAGGCCAUAGUUGACUCAGGUUGGAUAGGUUUAAUUAUCUUAGUUGUUUUCUGUUUUAAUGCGGGUUACGGUGGCACAAGGUUGGGGGCGUGCUGGGAUAUCAUAGAAGAACGAUACCCAGAGCACAGGGGGCGCACCAGGAAUCCUUACACGACGAUAGCCCACAGAGCCGUGGGGAAAUGGGGCAGCGUUCUGGUCUCCGGCUGUAUACAGUUUACGCUGUUCGGUGCUGGAACGGUCUACCUUCUGCUCUCCUCGCAGAUCUUCCAAGAGCUUCUCAUCGAUCACUUUCCUCGCACCAGUUUCUGCGUCUGGUUUUUGCUGAUCGCCGCGGUGCUCACGCCUGCGAUGUGGCUGGGAUCUCCUAAAGAAUUCAGGAUCGUCGGCGUCGGGGCCUUAUUGACGACAGCUGUAGCUUGCGUGUUGUUCUUCACGCAAAUUGUGAUGGACGGGAUGAAUAAGACUGUACCGACGCGCCACGAAGUGCACGGAUUUCAAGAUUUCUUCCUCUCUUUCGGAACGUUGCUUUUUGCUUUCGGAGGAGCUUCCACCUUCCCAACCAUUCAGAACGAUAUGGAGAAUAAGCAGAAGUUUUCGACGAGCGUCACAGCAGCUUUCAUUGUUAUACUAAUCUUAUAUUUACCGGUAACAGCUGGAGGUUAUUUUAUUUACGGCGAAGACGUAACAGCAAACAUAUCGAUGUCGUUGUCGAAAACAUCUCUCGUCACAAUUGCAAACAUUCUCAUGGGAGUUCAUCUGGUUUUAGCUUUCUUGAUUGUCAUUAAUCCGGUGUGUCAGGAAUUGGAAGAAAUCUUCAAAGUGCCCAGACAUUAUCAUUGGAAGAGAAGCAUUCUUCGCACGUGCAUCAUCUUCACCAUGGUCGUAAUCGGCGAAACCAUACCUAGGUUCGGAAAAAUUCUCUCUUUGGUCGGUGGCUCGACGAUCACUCUCCUGACGUUCGUUUUUCCGCCCUAUUUCUACAUGAAGCUCUGCGGACAGAAGAAUCCGCUCUGGCCAGAAAGGCACAUCCCAGGUUACAUAAGAAUUUACCUUUGGGAAUUGAUCGUGAUCGGUCUUGUGGGUGGAACAGCCUCCACGUACAGCGCGAUCAAAUCCAUCUUCGGAUCCGGAAUGACCGUGCCGUGCUAUUGGCCAUCAUCGUAAAUACUGCAAUGUGUUGGGCAGCAACGACAACGAAACGUACGAUACGUACAGCAUUAUAGGUUGUAUGAACAAACCAAAACGACGAUUUGUUACCAUUUUACUUCUGUUUUUAUUUUUAACUUGUGAUAUUUUAACUCGUUUUCUGUUUAGGAAAUAAUUUAAAAUCUGUUAACUUGUUCUUGUAAUUUGCAUUAAUCCAUUUACGUAUUUUAAGAUGCGUUUCAUCCCGUAUAUCAAGAGUUUUACCGUAACUCUUAUUUUUUUAUUAGCAUGUUUGGCAAAUCUAAAUU
This is a messenger RNA of Nicrophorus vespilloides, 1952 nucleotides long. RefSeq names its product amino acid transporter ANTL1-like. The coding region runs from base 262 to 1662 and encodes 466 amino acids. NCBI's taxonomy places the organism in Eukaryota, Metazoa, Arthropoda, Insecta, Coleoptera, Silphidae. Gene Ontology annotation, molecular function: L-alanine transmembrane transporter activity; L-proline transmembrane transporter activity. The record is from RefSeq and is a predicted model, not a curated record. Gene Ontology annotation, biological process: amino acid transmembrane transport; L-alanine transport. The transcript has 7 exons. Gene Ontology annotation, cellular component: vacuolar membrane.